UUUACUUCCUGGUUUCAAAAAAUAUGUUUGGUGUAAAAUAGUGACAUAACUAUGGAUUUUAAAAACAUUGUUGUAUAUCUACUUGGACUAAUAUCAUCAAAUGCGUAUGACGAUUUAUCAUUCCAAAAAGUUGCAUCACAAUCAAGCUCAUGGUAUGGAGGUUUACAUAAAGCUAGUUAUGCAGUUGAUAGAAAUACUACAACAUGGGCGAGGAUACUGGAUAUAGGCAGGAACUCUCGUUCCAAGACUGCAUGGUGGAAAGUGGAUCUUGGUGGAGUGUACAGCAUUUACAGUAUCAAUAUAAUAUUUAAGAACUACGACGGAAAUGAACAGAGACAACGUGGACGUUUUGCCGGGUUCUCACUGUAUGUAUCUAAUACCUAUGUAUCAGACACUAGUGACAUAAAAGGAUCCACACUAUGCUACAAGGACGGUCCUCAGUUACCACCCCUGAACUUUACAACCACGUGUGCUGAAUGCGGGCGUUACGUCACCUUUUACAACGAGCGGCUGGAUGGACUGACCUACCCUACCAAUUACGAAGUUCAAAAUGUUUAUACUGAGCUCCUCGAAGUUAUUGUACAAGGAGCUUACACGUAUGGUAGAAACUGUGACGUCCCUUGUCCCUCAAACUGUAAGGACAACAUUUGUCACAAUGACCAUGGAACAUGUUAUGGGUGUAAACCUGGAUGGACGGGGUUGUCUUGCACUAUAACAUGUAGAAAAGGCUGGUACAGUGAUAACUGUAGUCAGCAGUGUGUAGGACAUUGCAGAGAUAACUCUACUUGUAACCACAUGACUGGUCACUGUGAUAAAGGUUGUGCCGCUGGAUGGACAGGAAUAUUUUGUAAUAAAGAGUGUGCUGACGGUACCUAUGGUUAUGACUGUGUCAACAACUGUAGUGGUCACUGUCUGAAUGGUUCUCACUGUAACAAACAGACUGGUCACUGUGAUAGGGGAUGUAACCUGGGAUAUACCGGCAGGGACUGUCGCAUAGAAUGUAGCCCCGGAUAUUUUGGGCUGGAUUGCAUAGAGCGAUGUAGCGGACACUGUAUUUACGAUGAACGAUGUGACCAUGUUAGUGGAAUUUGUCCCCGAGGUUGUAUUGACGGGUAUAUUGGACGACAUUGCAACAUUUCUUGCCAACAUGGGUAUUAUGGUAGAAACUGUUCUCUACCUUGUUCUCCCAACUGUAAGACAUGUCGACACACAGAUGGUCUAUGUACGUGUAGGGCAGGUUGGAUGGGUCAUAAUUGCUCAAUAGAAUGUAUUCAGUCCUAUGGAGAAAACUGUCAGUAUCCGUGCAGUGGACAAUGCAUUAACCAGACCUGUGAUAGAUUCAACGGAAACUGUUUGUGUGAUGGCAAAUAUGAUAGUCUGCGGAAUUGUGAGACGACGGAUGUGGCAUCCAGUACAUUAUGGAUUGUUGCAUUCUUUAUAUCAAUUCUCAUCAACAUCAUAUUUAUUUCUACCACGUUGAUUAGUCGAAGGAAAUCAUUCUUGAAACAGAAGUCUGAAACGGAUAAGGUUAAUUUUUCUUGUCGAUCUGGGUCUAUCACAGAACAGACAGUUACAACUGGUGACUCUUCUCACUAUCAAGAUAUCAGUGUAUCACAAAACGAAAACACCUAUCAAACACUACAUCAACAGUGACUCUAAUUGGCUGAAUCGUUGCCAUCAGUAAACUGUAUGUGCAUAUGAAGAUAUAAGGGUAUGGACAUGUGACUGCACUGCAUUGAAUGUCAAAGAAUGAAAAAAAAGUUCAUCCUGUGUAUAAUUUAAAAUAAUGUUUGACAUGAACAAGUGAACAAGGACAAGUUGUACAGCAACUUUUCUUUUAAAUAGAUAUAGAAACUACGAAUUGUAAAACUGGAAUUUUUCGAAUGGUUGUGUUGUUGUAAAAAUAGGUAUAUCCUAAACAUUGUCAUUUCAACGUACCGAUGUUUAAAUUAAGGUAAAGAUCUAGUAAGUGGCUCCAGACUGUCUUUUUGGAGAUAGAAUCAUUAUGACCUCAUAAUUGAUUUGAAGAAUCUUUUUCUCGUACUUUACGGCUUUAAGGGAAUUAUGUAGAAUAUUAAACAAUUUCUUGACAUUCUAUGUUAAGUUUUUGGAAAAGUAAUCCCGAUACCUAUAUUCAAUUUGACAUCAUUUUAAAGAGGAUUUCAAGACCUUGUUUAAUUCCAUUUUUAGGGAGACUGUAGGCAUUCUAGAUACAUUUUAUUAGCCAAAAAUGGACAAAACUCCGAAAUUUGUUAAUUAUUUCCUUCAUAUUUCGUUGAAAAUAAUUGUUAAAAACAUUAUUUUUCAUUGUAUUUAUUAAAAAUUUUAGCCCCAGCACACCCUAUCAGACAAAGCUAUUGUUAUAAAGCAUCAUUGAAAGAAUUUAUAUCUUAAAUUUUAUAAACCUGUAGGCACCUUUCAUUUACUAUAUCUUGACCUUAAAUGUAAAGAUGUAGUUAUGUUUAUCACAGUUUAUAUGAAGGUACAAAACAGGAUUUAAGGUUUGAAUGUGAUGGACGUGUAAAGCAAGACAUAACUAUUUUAAUAUUUUGAAUAUUUUUCUUUAUUUUCUAUACUAAUAUAUUUUUUGUUGUUGAUGCUUUGUUUCCUUUUUAAAGAAUUAAUUAUGAAUAAAUAAG
Magallana angulata is the source of this 2639-nucleotide messenger RNA. Its product is annotated as multiple epidermal growth factor-like domains protein 10. The transcript has 11 exons. Lineage: Eukaryota; Metazoa; Mollusca; Bivalvia; Ostreida; Ostreidae. Bases 52 to 1653 code for a protein of 533 amino acids. The record is from RefSeq and is a predicted model, not a curated record. Gene Ontology annotation, molecular function: scavenger receptor activity.